Molecule: messenger RNA, 3259 nt
Organism: Formica exsecta
Lineage: Eukaryota; Metazoa; Arthropoda; Insecta; Hymenoptera; Formicidae
Product: serine-rich adhesin for platelets-like
Source: RefSeq, a predicted model, not a curated record
ACUUGACGUGUUUCUCGAUGUAUAUAUUGUGGCAGUUACAUUCUAAUUAGACUGCUGGUAUAGUUUCAAACUCUCCCUUUCCUAUUGUAUUUGCAAGACCGGAUAACAAUUCUUAACGACUUGUGAUUUCAUACAUAUUUGCAUCGUCUGUAAUCGAGACGACAAGAGCAUACAGCCGCACUUCAGAAAAUCUUUACAAUCUGAUACUAUGGAGGAGCAGCCCAAAUCUUCGCAUAUCGAAAAUUCCACUGACAAUGAGUCGGAUGAGAAAUCGUCGCCUUCCUCUAUACCGAGGCAUGAUGAUCCGGAGAUGUUCGCCGAGCAGGCUUCAUCAAAUCGAGAAGACUAUGAUAGAAAAUCUUUACGAUCUGAUACUAUGGAGGAGCAGUCUGAAUCUUCGAAUAUCGAAAAUUCCACUGAGUCGGAUGAGAAAUCGUCGCCUGCCUCUAUACCGAAGCAUGAUGAUCCGGAGAUGUCCGCCGAGCAGGCUUCAUCAAAUCGAGAAGACUAUGAUAGAAAAUCUUUACAAUCUGAUACUAUGGAGGAGCAGCCCCAAUCUUCGAAUAUCGAAAAUUCCACUGACAAUGAGUCGGAUGAUAAAUCGUCGCCUUCCUCUAUACCGAGGCAUGAUGAUCCGGAGAUGUCCGCCGAGCAGGCUUCAUCAAAUCGAGAAGACUAUGAUAGAAAAUCUUUACGAUCUGAUACUAUGGAGGAGCAGUCUGAAUCUUCGAAUAUCGAAAAUUCCACUGAGUCGGAUGAGAAAUCGUCGCCUCCCUCUAUACCGAAACAUGACGAUCCGGAGAUAUCCGCCGAGCAGGCUUUAUCAAAUCGAGAAAACUAUGAUAGAAAGUCUUUACAAUCUGAUACUAUGGAGGAGCAGCCCGAAUCUUCGAAUAUCGAAAAUUCCACUGAGUCGGAUGAUAAAUCGUCGCCUCCCUCUAUACCGAGGCAUAAUGAUCCGGAGAUGUCCGCCGAGCAGGCUUCAUCAAAUCGAGAAGGCUAUGAUAGAAAGUCUUUACAAUCUGAUACUAUGGAGGAGCAGCCCGAAUCUUCGAAUAUCGAAAAUUCCACUGAGUCGGAUGAUAAAUCGUCGCCUCCCUCUAUACCGAGGCAUAAUGAUCCGGAGAUGUCCGCCGAGCAGGCUUCAUCAAAUCGAGAAGGCUAUGAUAGUAAUAAACUUUUACAAUCUGAAGUGGAGAAGCAGUCCGAAUCUUCGAAUAUCGAAAAUUUCACCGAGUCAGAUGACAAAUCGUCGCCUCCCUCUAUACCGAAGCAUGAUGUUCCGGAGAUGUCCGCCGAGCAGGCUUCAUCAAAUCGAAAAAACUAUGAUAGCAAAUCUUCAGAAUCUGAUAUUAUGGAGAAGCAGCACGAAUCUUCUGAUAUUGAGAACUACCCCAAGUCUAACGAGAAAUCGCCGUCGCCCUCUAUAUCGAAGCAUGAUGCAUUGAAGACAUCCGUCGAGCAGGGUUCACCAAGUCGGACAGAUAAUGUUAGAGGCCAGGUAUUAGUAGACAAUGAUGCAGGCACAAAUGUUACAAAAUGUAACUAUUCAUCUGAAACCAAAACAUUAAACUUACCGGAAUCGUCUACUACGGAACCGUCUACUACAGAAUCGUCUCCUAUGAAAUCGUCCGGUACGGAAUCGAACGCUACUGAAAUCGCACAACCGAGUACAUCCAAAUCCACACUCGAGCUAAAAUCUCAAUCAUCGCAAGAAUCCACUCAGAAGAAUGACAGUGACAAUAAACCGAAAGAAAAUCAAGAUAAAUGUCAAAUAAUAAAUACGAAAGCAGAGGAAUCUAUGGAUUUAACGGCAGAUAUUCACGAUAAUACAUCAGAUUCACCUGCAUCUGAGCCAACAGACGAUCAAGCGGAAGCUAUGAACGAUGAGGUAUUUGUGAAAUUCCUUGAAAAAUUUACAUCAACAUCAGUGUCUAAAGAUAAAUCAUUACAGUGGAAAUAUUUGAACGUAAUAUCCAAACUUGCUUGCAGAAUUCUAAUAUUCCUUUUCCUAAUAUUACCACAGUUAGUAAUGAUGGUUAUUAAUAAAGUUGCUUCGAAAUAUAUGAUAACGUAUGAUAAAGCUGAAAAAAACAAAAAACCGGAAUAUAUUCAAGAUACGGAUAUAAAAAUUCGUCGAAAGAAAUCUUUCACAUGUUUGAAAUGUUUUAUAAUCCUGUUAAUAUUAAUUCUAUCUCUAUUCCUAUUUCUAUUUCUAUUUUAUUUCCAUUUUCGAUCUGUGUAUUUGGAUAAGGAUGAUAUGCACUUUGAUACUUUUGCGACUACCGUUGUCGAAUUAGAGAAACGGGUACUAGAUCACGAUGCAACUAUACGAGUCUUGACCGAAUAUCUUGUAAAAGAUAUUUUUAUCGAGGCAAAUAUUAUUAUGAAAAUUAUUCCCUUCAAACCUUUGAGCGAAGAAACGUUAGAAAAACACAUUAAAAACACUGCGAAAAAUAUCGGACAAACGUUCUCCCAAGAUCAAAUCGAUUAUCAUAAACGACGUUUGAUAGAAGAUGAUACCGAUUGCCAAAGAAAAUAUGAUUGUUAGACAAUAAAGAUUAUACAUAACAAUUUUCGAGUAGACAAGACUUCAAAUUAUUGUAUUGCGUAUGGCGUAACAAUAUUCGAUUAAACAAUGUGUAUUUUUUCGAGUACAUACCGGAUUGUAAUAUAUUGCAGAAAUUUAUGAGUACAAAUAAUUGAUAUUUUCCAGGCUAAAUGUGUCGAAUUACGUUUCCACGUUGCUAAAUUAUAUUGUUAGUUUAUUAUUCUUUUUUGACUUUGAUCCAAAAAAUAAUUUUGUUUAAUUUUAUACUGAAAGCCAAUUUGCAAAUAAUUUACAGUUAUGAUAUAAAUACGUGAUAAAAUUUUUGUAUGCAUUACUUGCAUUGUACUAAAAACGAACGGUGAAGUCUGCAGGAUAUAAUGUGUAAUGUGUUGUUUAGCGUACGUCAAAAGAGCGCUGAAUCAGCGUGCUGUUACGAAUGAUUAAACAAAUUCACAUUGAUUAGGGCUUCUGACAUAGGUAAUAUCUCGUAUUGUUGCUAAAUUUUAUUUUGUAAUCACAUUUGUAUUUUUAGGCAAAUGAUCGCGAUUAUUGCAUAUGUAUAAAUCUUCGUAAUGACACGUAAUGCUCAAUCAUUAGACAUUGCGUUACGUUACGUUGAUAUCAUCGAUCGUUCUUAUACAACUGAAAAAUUGCUAUUACUUUAAUUAAAAUCUUACAAGUAACAAAAUAAUAAAUAACUUUGCAUUA